AUGCUCGUACCUCUGCUUCUAUCGUUGGCAGCUGUUGUGUGCAUUUUACUGCUUGGCGAUCUUCCAGUGUUUCGCAACACAUUUAUCUCCCUAUUACACUCAAAGUUAAGCCGUCUAUUGGAUGGAAGUGUCUCAACGCUGAAAUACCUUGACUCGCACCAUUUCAAUGGGAAGUUACGUUUUAUGGCUCGUUUCGCAGGAUGGGCUAUACCGGCCUUCUACAUUGUAGUAUACUCCUCAGCAUUGUGGCUUUUUGCAAAGAACACACUGCCGCUAUUACCAAAGAAUCACCUCAGUAUCGUUAUCCCCUCUGUCCUACUCAAUUACUACACGUUUUCCAUGGCUGUGCUACUCGAUCCGGGGUCGAAACCAGCUUGCAUUUACCCAUUCGACGAAAUAAUAUACACUCCUUCGACUUGUCGGACGUGCAAAACUCUAAAACCAGCAAGAAGCAAACACUGCUCCACGUGCGACCGCUGUGUCCAGCUAUUUGAUCAUCACUGUGUUUGGCUGAACAAUGACGUUGGGUACUACACCUAUCGCUACUUUUUGACGUUCCUGGCAUCCAAGGUCUGGACGUUUACGUAUGGAGCAUAUUUGUGCUGGAUAGCAUUAGCUACCACUCCACGCAUGUUCUGGCAUACAGUGACGAAAACGAACUCCGUAAAUAAGAUAUCUGGAGCUCUAUUUCUAUUGUGCAUUUUGUUGCUGCCAUUGGUAGCAGUUUUCUUAGCAGAACAUCUGCGGUACAUCUACCUGGGAGUCACCACGAACGAGACUGCCAAAUGGGACUAUAUUCGGUAUCUAUUUGAGAGCCGCUUAUUGUACAGAGUUGACACUGAGAAUGGUUGCAAAUACAUCAUCGCCCAUGAGACAGGAUAUACCACUUUGGGUGGCACUCCAGUAAAUGCCCACGAACCCAAAUUGGUCCGCUCCUGGAAGGACCUACAAAAUGUUUACGAUAAAGGGUUCGUUUCAAACCUCGUUGAACGAGUAUUUCCAAAAGCUUUAUAA
Molecule: messenger RNA, 1014 nt
Organism: Ogataea angusta
Lineage: Eukaryota; Fungi; Ascomycota; Pichiomycetes; Pichiales; Pichiaceae
Exons: 1
Coding region: 1-1014 (337 amino acids)
Biological process (GO): peptidyl-L-cysteine S-palmitoylation; protein targeting to membrane
Cellular component (GO): Golgi apparatus; endoplasmic reticulum
Molecular function (GO): protein-cysteine S-palmitoyltransferase activity
Source: RefSeq, a predicted model, not a curated record